AAGAAACCUUCAUGUUUGGUGACCAUAACUUCAGAAGCAACUGGUCUUUGCUAAAAAUAGAUGAGAUAGAACAGUAGCAGCAGAAGUAGCAAAAGUUUCAUCCAUGUCAACCAAUGAAAUCACCUUCUUUCUCUUGCUCAUCAACCUCUCCCUCUUCCCAUCCAUCGCAGCCCUGAAUCAGGAAGGUCUCUCUCUGCUCUCGUGGCUCUCGACCUUCAAUUCAUCGCCCUCUGCCACUUUUUUCUCUUCAUGGAACUUCAACCAUCAGAAUCCAUGCGGAUGGGAGUACAUCAAAUGCUCCGACGACGGGUUCGUCUCAGAAAUAGCUAUCACAUCCGUCUAUAUUCCAACCCCCUUCCCCACACAAGUUCUCAACUUUAACCGCCUCACGUCCCUCGUCAUCUCCGGCGCGAACCUCACCGGGGAAAUCCCUCUUUCCAUAGGGAACUUGACAGGACUAGUCAGCUUGGACCUCAGUUUCAAUCACCUCAGAGGAAAAAUCCCUACCGAGGUCGGUAAAUUGUCUGAACUUCAGCUGUUGUCAUUGAAUUCGAAUUCCUUGAGCAGCAAGAUUCCUAGAGAAAUAUGCAACUGUUCAAGGCUUCGGCAAAUUGAACUCGUCGAUAAUCAGCUGUCCGGAAGAAUUCCGGCAGAAAUAGGCGAAUUGCGGUACUUAGAAAUUUUUCGGGCCGGUGGGAAUGCAGGCAUUAGUGGAGAGAUCCCAAUGCAGAUAUCAAGCUGCAAAGAGCUAGCAUUCCUGGGCCUCGCGGAUACAGGAAUUUCAGGGCAGAUUCCAGCUAGUUUAGGCGAGCUGAAGAACCUGAAGACACUUUCAGUCUACACGGCAAAUCUCACCGGCAAGAUUCCACCCAGCAUUGGCGACUGCUCGGCCUUGGAGAAUCUGUUUCUCUAUCAAAACCAGAUUUCCGGCACCAUUCCUUAUGAAUUGGGCCGGCUUGAGAAGCUCAAAAGAGUGUUGCUGUGGCAGAACAACUUAGGCGGCAGGAUUCCUGAUGCUCUCGGGAACUGUUCUCAGUUACUCGUCAUUGAUUUCUCGGUAAAUUCUCUUAGUGGCGAGAUUCCUUCGUCGCUGGCGAACUUAGUCACACUCGAGGAACUUCUACUAUCCCAAAACAACAUAUCAGGGGAAAUAUCGCCACUCAUUGGCAACUUGUUGAAUCUGAAGCAGCUAGAAUUGGAUAAUAACAGGUUUUCUGGCGAGAUUCCGGCCACCGUUGGGAAAUUGAAGAAGCUCACUCUUUUUUUCGCUUGGCAGAAUAAUCUCCAUGGCAGGAUACCGGGCGAGCUUGCCAACUGCGAGAAGCUUCAAGCGUUGGACCUUUCCCAUAAUUACCUCACUGGGUCAAUCCCAGAGUCUCUGUUCAGUCUCAGCAACUUAUUCCAAUUGUUGCUAAUCUCGAAUGACUUGGAUGGUGAGAUCCCGCCUAACAUAGGAGACUGUGCUAGCUUGGCUCGCUUGCGUCUUGGAUCAAACCGGCUCAGUGGUAAAAUCCCCCCAGAGGUUGGGCUUCUCUACAAUCUGACCUUUCUUGAACUCUCGGAGAAUCAUUUCAGCGGAUGGAUCCCCCCGGAAAUCGGCAACUGCACUAAGCUGGAAAUGGUUGAUUUGCAUGAAAACAAGCUCGAAGGCAUGAUCCCAACAUCUUUCGAGGCCCUCACAGGGCUCAAUGUGCUAGAUAUUUCUGCGAAUAACAUACAAGGGACAAUACCUGAGAACUUGGGCACGCUCAAAUCUCUGAAUAAGCUAAUAUUGAGCGAUAACAAGAUCACAGGUGCUAUUCCACGGUCGUUGGGACAAUGUAUGGCUCUUCAGCUAUUUGAUUUAAGCUGCAAUAGGAUAACGGGGUCCAUUCCAUUCGAGAUUGGUCAUUUGCAAGGAUUGGAUAUUUUGCUGAACUUGAGCUGGAAUUCUCUAUCAGGACCAAUCCCAGAAAGCUUUGCAAAUCUAUCCAAGCUUGCCAAUUUGGAUAUCUCGCACAAUGCAUUGACGGGAAGUCUUGGAGUGCUCGGCAAUCUCGACAAUCUGGUGUCUCUGGACGUCUCAUACAACAAUUUUUCCGGCCUUCUUCCCGAUACUAAGUUAUUUCAAGAUCUGCCUCCAACUGCUUAUGCUGGCAACCCAGAGCUCUGCGUUUACAAAAAUAACUGCCGCCAACGGCAGAGCAUCCGUGCCACAAAAUCCACCAGAAACCUUGUCAUUUGCGUUCUUCUAAGCAUUAUAAUGACGAUAGCAAUCAUCACCAUCGGGACAAUUUUAUUCAUCAAAAUUUAUGGCAGUGCGUUCAGAGGAAAUAAUGACGAGAACGAUCUGCAAUGGACUUUUACCCCCUUUCAGAAGCUUAACUUCUCCGUGAAUGAUAUCCUUACACAACUGUCGGAUUCGAAUAUCAUAGGGAAGGGUUGUUCCGGAAUGGUUUACCGAGUGGAAACUCCAGCGGACCAGGUUAUCGCUGUGAAGAAGCUCUGGCCAUUGAAAAAUGAGGAGAUUCCUGAAAGAGACUUGUUUUCUGCAGAAGUUCGGGCCCUAGGAUCAAUAAGGCACAAGAACAUACUGAGGCUCUUGGGUUGCUGUGAUAACGGGAAGACUAGGUUGCUCUUGUUCGAUUACAUCAGCAACGGAAACUUAGGCGAGCUGCUUCACGAGAAGAGGCAGUUCUUGGAUUGGGAUGCGAGAUACAAGAUCAUACUAGGAGCGGCGCACGGUUUGGCCUAUCUUCACCAUGAUUGCAUCCCUCCCAUAGUUCAUCGAGACAUCAAGUCGAACAACAUUCUGGUGGGACCACAGUUCGAAGCAUAUAUCUCGGAUUUCGGCCUAGCAAAGCUAGUCAAUUCUUCGGAUUGUUCGAUGACUGCCAACACCAUUGCUGGCUCUUAUGGGUACAUGGCUCCUGAAUACGGAUACAGCUUGAAGAUCACGGCGAAGAGUGAUGUGUACAGCUUUGGCAUAGUUCUCCUAGAAAUUCUGACCGCGAAGCAACCAAUGGACAAUAGGAUUCCUGAAAAUAUGCACAUUGUUGCAUGGGUGAACAGAGAACUCCGAGAAAGGAAAAGCGAGUUCAUGUCCAUCCUUGACCAGCAAUUAGUAUUGAGUUCAGGUACACAAGUUCAGGAGAUGGUACAGGUUCUUGGGGUGUCGCUCCUGUGUGUGAACCCGCACCCGGAGGAUCGGCCCACCAUGAAAGAUGUAGUGGCCAUGCUCAAGGAGAUCAGGCAUGAAAAUGAGGAUCAUGAGAAGCCAAGCAAAGCUUUCGGGAGCAACCCAAAAGCAGCUGUUCAUUGUUCCAGUUUCUCUAGAUCAUCUGAACCUCUCAUCGGAUCAUCUUCCUAGGUAUAGGAGGACCUCAAGUUCCAGAUCUGUGGUUCUUGUUCCCCUUAAAAAAUGACCUAUUCAUUGUAUAGAUUGAUGUGUAUAACACAAACCAAAAUUCAUUUGGCUUCCUCUUAAGGUAAGCACAUUGCACGUA
Molecule: messenger RNA, 3485 nt
Organism: Syzygium oleosum
Lineage: Eukaryota; Viridiplantae; Streptophyta; Magnoliopsida; Myrtales; Myrtaceae
Product: LRR receptor-like serine/threonine-protein kinase RGI2
Exons: 2
Coding region: 104-3349 (1081 amino acids)
Biological process (GO): protein phosphorylation
Molecular function (GO): protein kinase activity; ATP binding; receptor serine/threonine kinase binding
Source: RefSeq, a predicted model, not a curated record